UUAGAGAUCGUCUCUGCCGCCUCUCUCUCGCUCUCUCUCAAACCCUAGGUUUCGGCUUGGCUGGAAGCGACCAAUCCCUCCUUCAAGCGAUAUUCGCUUCUCUCUUAUAUCGACAUGGCAUUCCCAACUGUAACUCCUGCUGCUCCCCUAAGUGCACAACAGGUUGGCAAUGCAUUUAUUGAACAGUAUUACACAAUUCUUCAUCGAUGGCCAGAAAGUGCUUACAAAUUCUAUCAGGACUCCAGCAUUAUUAGUCGUCCAGAGUCCAAUGGAGUAAUGGCAUCGGCCACAACAAUGCGAGACAUCAAUGAUAAGAUAUUGUCGAUGAUGGACUACAAAAGCUAUGAAGUAAACAUACUGACUGCAGAUUCACAAUCCACAUAUAAUGAGGGGGUGAUUGUCUUAGUUACUGGAUGCUUGAUUGGGAUAAAUAAGAUCCCACGGAAAUUUACUCAAUCAUUUUUUCUUGCCCCACAGAAGUGUGGAGGUUUUUUCAUUCUUAAUGAUCUUUUUAGAUUUUUGGAUGAAAACCAGCCAGAUGGAAUCAAUCAGAUUUUAGUUUGUAACACCAUGGAUGCUGCUGCAACUGACCCAGAUCUGACUUUGGUGCAAGACAGUCAUGCACCGGACCCUGCAACUGCCAUUUCUGAGGCAAAGUUUGCUAAUGCUGAGGAAUCUUCUAUCCCAUCAGAAAACAGACACUUAGUUGUUCAAGACAUUGUUACUGUAGAUCCACCUGUUCAACCACAUAUAGUUUCUGAAAUAAGAACUUCCAUCGCUCCAGAAGAUGCGCGUAUGAAGUCCUAUGCAUCAAUUGUUAAAGAUAUGAAGGGAAGUACAUCAAGUAAACCAGUUUAUGUGCCUACUACCAAGUUGCAGCCAGUCCCCACAAACCCUGAGAAACCAUUUAUGCAAUCCACUGCUGCUAGUCUUACACCUGAAGUUCUUGCUACAAAGAACAAUACAAUCUCUGAGAGCUGCAAUUCUAGCAAUUCCCAUGAAGGUCAUUCCAUUUAUAUUGGGAAUCUGCCCGUGAAUGCCACAGCUCGACAAGUCGAGGAGGAGUUUAAGAAAUUUGGACCUAUUAAACCUCGUGGUGUCCAAGUCAGGAUCCACAAGUUUGAGCACUUCUGCUUUGGGUUUAUUGAGUUUGAGUCACUAGAGUCCAUGAAAGCUGCAAUUGAGGCAUCACCUGUCAUGAUUGGAGGCCAAGAAGCUUUUGUCAAGGAAAAGAGAAGCAAAACACGAGUUACCAAUGGUGUCCUUAACAAUGACAAUGGUGAUAGUGGCAAGGGACACAAUCUUGCAGGAAGGGGUGGGUUCCAGAAUGAUAACUAUAGGGGGCGUGGAAGCUUCAAUGCCAACAAGGGACAUGGAAAGCAUGAUUUUAGGAAUUGGGGUGAGACUUCAAGCUGUGGCCAGCAUCCUCCACACUAUAAGCAGCGGGUGCCAGGGUGAACCACCCUAAUGUGACAAAUUAAACUGCUGUUACAGAAUACAAGAGAACACCUAGAUUAGAACCAGAAAAUAUUACCUUUUUUGUCCAAGUAGGAAAGAGUCUAUUCUUUGAUGAGGUAUAUGGCCAUUUUUGUCUGAUUCUUUUGUUACCAAAAUGGACAACUAAUUCAUAUUUCGGAUCCAAGCUUUUUGUAUUGCUUUCUGCUCAAGAUUUUGGGUGCA
This is a messenger RNA of Elaeis guineensis (African oil palm), 1680 nucleotides long. Its product is annotated as nuclear transport factor 2. The record is from RefSeq and is a predicted model, not a curated record. Gene Ontology annotation, cellular component: ribonucleoprotein complex; cytosol. Gene Ontology annotation, molecular function: mRNA binding. Lineage: Eukaryota; Viridiplantae; Streptophyta; Magnoliopsida; Arecales; Arecaceae.